Molecule: messenger RNA, 3466 nt
Organism: Oncorhynchus masou masou (cherry salmon)
Lineage: Eukaryota; Metazoa; Chordata; Actinopteri; Salmoniformes; Salmonidae
Gene: ints6
Product: integrator complex subunit 6
Biological process (GO): snRNA 3'-end processing
Cellular component (GO): integrator complex
Source: RefSeq, a predicted model, not a curated record
UAAUAAUAAUAACAUAAAGAAUCAUCAAAAAUCCCUCUAAGUUAAUAGCCUGCCCAUAGGAUUUUUAGAUUUAGUUCAGGUUAUUGAAGGGCAUUUACACUCACUAUUCUGACACUUUUGUAAAGAUGUGUGAGGCAGUUAGUUAGCAAGCUAGCUAGCUAAGGCGGCAGGAGGAGAACAAAAGAUUUUUUUUUUCAGUUUUGACCGGUUGCACUGACACCAAGUCCAUGCAGAACGUGUCAUCACCAACACAAUGCCCGUGUUACUUUUUCUGAUAGACACGUCCGCGUCAAUGAACCAGCGCACCCAUCUGGGCACUACCUAUCUGGACAUAGCAAAAGGCGCUGUUGAGACUUUCAUGAAGCUUAGAGGCAGAGAUCCGGCGAGCCGAGGGGACCGGUAUAUGUUGAUAAAUUUUGAGGACGUUCCCCUCGGAAUCAAGGCUGGAUGGAAAGAGAGCCAUGCCACAUUCAUGACAGAGCUGAGGAACCUUCAAGCAGCAGGACUCACAACUAUUGGCCAGUCUUUGAGGACCGCUUUUGAUUUGCUCAAUCUCAAUAGAUUAGUGUCUGGGAUAGACAACUAUGGACAGGGCAGGAAUCCCUUUUUCCUGGAGCCGUCCAUUAGUGGCCAUCACUCCAACAAGCUGACCAGCAGUGGCGGAGUCCAGGAUGAGCUCCACCUUCCCCUGACCACUCCUCUGCCGGGCAGUGAGCUGACCAAGGAGCCGUUCCGUUGGGACCAGCGUUUGUUCUCCCUGGUGCUGAGGAUCCCUGGACACGCCACUGUAGAGCCUGAACCACUGGGGGGCGUCCCCCCCGACGACUCGGCCAUCACCCCCAUGUGCGAGGUCACCGGAGGUCGCUCCUACAGUGUGUUCUCCCAGCGCAUGUUGAAUCAGUGUCUGGAGUCUCUACUGCAGAAGAUCCAGAGUGGAGUGGUCAUCAAUUUUGAGAAGACUGGCCCGGACCCCCCUCCUGGAGAGGAUGAGACCCUGAAGCCCGGCCCCCAGUCGUGGCACUGCUGCCACAAGCUGAUCUACGUACGACCCAACCCCAAGACUGGUGUGCCCAUCGGACACUGGCCCAUUCCUGAAGGCUUCUGGCCCGACACGAACUCCCCCACCCUGCCCCCUCGCUCGGCCCACCCCCACGUGCGUUUCUCCUGUCUGGACUCAGAGCCCAUGGUGAUUGACAAGGUUCCCUUUGACAAGUACGAGCUGGAGGCUUCACCUCUCACACAGUACAUCCUGGAGAGGAAGUCCCCUCAUACCUGCUGGCAGGUGUUUGUAAGUAACAGUGCCAAGUACAGUGACCUGGGCCAGCCCUUUGGCUACCUGAAGGCCAGCACGGCUCUCAACUGUGUCAACCCUGUCCCCUACAACUACCCUGUUGUACUGCCUCUACUGGAUGACUUGAUCCGGGUGCACAAGUUCAAGCCCACCAUUAAAUGGCGUCAGUCAUUUGAGAACUACCUGAAGACCAUGCCUCUUUAUUACAUUGGGUCCCUCCGGAAGGCGCUAAGGAUCAUGGGAGCUCCUAACCUCCUGGCCGACAACAUGGAGUAUGGUCUGAGUUACAGUGUGGUGUCCUACCUCAAGAAGCUCAGCCAGCAGACCAAGAUAGAGUACGAGCGGCUGAUAGCAUCUUUAGCUAAGAAGGUGGCAGCGGAGGGUGGCAUCAAGGUGCGUGACCGUGGUGGGGACAUCUCUCUGGCCCAGCGCAGAGACUUCACUCAGCUUCUGGCCAGCAUCACAGGAGAGACGGCCGCCCUGCCCCUGGAGCUGAACUCUAAGGAGUUCUCUGGCUUUCAGCUGGCUCCUCUCAACAAGAGUCUGAAACCUCAGGGUUUCCGGAACGCCUACGACAUUCCCAGAAUGCACCUCCUGGAUCAGCUGAGCCGCAUGAGGAGGAACCUGCUCAGCACCACCUGUCUGCUCCGAGGACAGGACACAGACCAGCUGCACAGUGUGCCCAUCGCCCAGAUGGGGAACUACCAGGACUUCCUCAAAGCCCUUCCGCAACCCCUCAGAGACGCAGACCCUGAACAGCCCAAACGCUUGCACACCUUCGGGAAUCCUUUCAAACUGGACAAGAAGGGGAUGAUGAUUGACGAGGCCGAUGAGUUUGUGACGGGUCCCCAGAACAAGGGCAAGCGUCCGGGGAGUGACUCCAACAUGCACGGGGUCGGGGGUGGGGGUCCUAAAAGACGACGGUGCAUGUCCCCUCUACUGCGCCCCGGCAGAGCCUAUUCGCCCCCCGUCAGCCCUGCCGCCAGCCCCUUCAGACCCCCCCUCACCGAGUGCGACCAGAGUGAGUCCGACUCAGAGGUUGUGUUUGGAAACCUCUACAACCCAGAGACGUGUGAGACCGGGACAACGGUCCAACCAGGAGAGAUCCUCUCUGGACCCCUUCUAGACGGCCCCGGCACAGGGAACCGCAUGGAGGCUGAUGGGGACACUGAGGAGGAGAACGGGCUUCCCAGGGAGGUGGAGCUCUCAGAGGGCAGUGAGGAUGGAGGAGAGACUGGGGGUGUGGUGGAGGAGCAGUGCCCGGCCCGGUACCCCUCCCCCGCUGAGCUGAAGAAGGUGAUGAACAGCGAGAGUCUGGAGGUCAACACCGAACUACGAGCCCUCAUCACCAAGGAGAUACGGAAACCCGGGAGACACUAUGAAAAAAUCUUCUACUUCCUGAAGCAGAUCCAAGGAAGCUUUGACACACGGUUGAUAUUUCUCCAGAACAUUAUAAAAGAAGCUGCAAGGUUCAAGAAGCGGGUGCUGAUAGAACAGCUGGAGAACUUUCUAGAAGAGAUCCAUAACAGAGCCAACAAUAUGAACCACCUAGACGGGUUCUAAUGGACAACUCUUCACUCCCCGGACCCUUAGACCUAACCGCUCCUCCCCACCCUCAGCCCUCAACCUGCAGCCCUUACCCAGGCUGAAAUAUUCCUAUAGAGAAGGGGCAGUGUAUGAACUAACCCAAGCAAUGAAAUGAGUGCUGUUGACCUGUCUGUCUCUGUCAGUGUAUACUGUGUGACGCGUGUCUCAUCAGUGAUGGUAUGAUGAACUGAUAUUGCUAAGGGAGGGGGUUCAAAUUAGAUUGUAAAAAGUUUCCAACAACCUCAGGGCCAAAAGAGGAACACUGUUUUAGGUUUCAAAUGAAUCUUUAGGUGGCUUCAUGUUUUUUUUCCAUUUUCUCUUUCUAGUCAUCGCCCUCUCUCUUUCUAGUCAUCUCUCUUUCUAGUCAACUCUCUUUCGAGUCAUCGCCCUCUCUCUUUCUAGUCAUCUCUCUUUCUAGUCAUCUCUCUUUCGAGUCAUCUCUCUUUCGAGUCAUCGCCCUCUCUCUUUCGAGUCAUCGCCCUCUCUCUUUCGAGUCAUCGCCCUCUCUCUUUCGAGUCAUCGCCCUCUCUCUUUCUAGUCAUCGCCCUCUCUCUUUCUAGUCAUCGCCCUCUCUUUCUAGUCAUCUCU